AAUUCAAGAUGGUAGAAGAAGCUGAAACAUUUGCUUUCCAAGCUGAGAUCGCUCAGCUUAUGUCGCUGAUUAUCAACACAUUCUAUUCGAAUAAAGAGAUUUUCUUGCGUGAAUUGAUUUCUAAUGCAUCUGAUGCUUUGGAUAAAAUUCGCUACGAAUCGUUGAUCGAUCCAUCGAAACUAAAGACCGGCAAGGAGCUGUACAUCAAAUUGAUUCCUAACAAAACUGCUGGCACAUUGACUAUCAUUGACACCGGUAUUGGCAUGACUAAGUCGGACUUGAUUAACAAUUUAGGUACU
This is a messenger RNA of Glossina fuscipes, 299 nucleotides long. RefSeq names its product heat shock protein 83. The record is from RefSeq and is a predicted model, not a curated record. The annotation marks the transcript as partial. Gene Ontology annotation, biological process: cellular response to heat; protein folding; protein stabilization. Lineage: Eukaryota; Metazoa; Arthropoda; Insecta; Diptera; Glossinidae. The transcript has a single exon. Gene Ontology annotation, molecular function: ATP binding; ATP hydrolysis activity; disordered domain specific binding. Gene Ontology annotation, cellular component: cytosol; perinuclear region of cytoplasm; plasma membrane.